AACCUUUGAGUGAAAAUGGGAAAGCGAUAUUUGUUAAUUUUUAUGAUUUAUUUGCUUCAAUCGAUUGGAGCUUUUGAAAUCGUCAAAGAACGUGUGGAGGUUACAAAAAAAGGCAGCGAGAUAACGGUUAAAAUUCCUAAUGACAGUGAUCUGAAAUCCGUAUUCUUAGCUGUUGAGUUCAGCGAUCACUGUACCGUUGACUUCAAAUAUAUGGUUAAUAAUAAUAAUAACACUGAAUUCUUAAGCUUUACUCAAAAUGUAAUCAAUGAGCCGAAAGAAAACGAUGUGAUUCGACUAUUAGGUGUGUUCGAAACCAAAGAUCAAGUAAUUCAAAAAACUCUAGAUUAUAAGAUUGGUGUCGAUGGCAAUGGUAAACUGCAACGUACUGUCCCGGAGAACGAAUUUAAUUUAUCGGAAACAUAUGUAAAUUAUACAUGUACAUACCGUAGAGGAGAGCUCAUAUUUCAAGAAUACUUCAAUGAGAAUAUGUCUCAAUGGCAAAAUGAGGUGCGGACUCUAUGGUAUUCGGCGGUUCCCUUCCAAGAGUCAGUAGUCUAUACGAAUGACAGGGAAACAUGUGAGCUUAAAAAUGGGACUUUAUUAUUGAAAGCUAAGUGGAAUGGCACAACUCUUCAAAAGUUACACUUGUUGGACUGCACGAGCAUGAAACAAAACAACAAAAAAGACGAAUGCGGACCAUUUACCCGGAUCAUUUCACCAAUACCAAGUAUAUUUUCGGCAAAGGUUUACAGCUAUCCGUUUAAAUUUAAAUAUGGACGCGUUGAAAUCCGUGCUCGAUUUGCACUUGGUAACUGGUUACUACCAUAUAUAAUGCUUCAGGACCGUGAAAAUAUGAACAUUGACCUCGGUUCUCAUAUCCGUAUGUAUGCUCGGGGGAAUCCCAAUCUGCAGGAUAAUAAUAACAAUCAAAUUGGCGCGGAAACACUCUUUGGCAGCGCCUUCCUAAUGCAUCCAUCGGGCGAAAUAAUCGAGCUCAUGCACUCUUUCCGUAAUAAGGAUGCAACUCCUUUGGCUUAUGAGUUUCACGACUAUACAAUUAUUUGGCGUAGGGACAAAUUAAUAUUUAAAAUUGAUGGCAUCACUUUCGGAUCCAUAAAAAAUGAGACAAUUUUGAAUGUGCUCAGCGAAAGAGAGAGAGCAAUUGCAUUCGGACUGACUGCAGGUGGCGGUUUAAAUUUUCCAGAUGAUUACAUUCUGCCGGAUCAGAAAGAUUUUAAGAAUGAUCAUCCCAAUGUGGCCACUCAAUUUGUAGAGGCGAUCAUGACGAAUGAAACUCAAAAUACCUGGACAAAACCAUAUAUGGAAAUUGACUACGUGAAGGUUUAUAGCCUUGAUACAAAUGAGCAGUAAAUGAUUAAAGUUACCUUUAUAAGUGUUCACGUGCAGAUUAAUCAAUAAAUAAAUAAAAAAGAGUCACAUA
Molecule: messenger RNA, 1441 nt
Organism: Drosophila sulfurigaster albostrigata
Lineage: Eukaryota; Metazoa; Arthropoda; Insecta; Diptera; Drosophilidae
Product: gram-negative bacteria-binding protein 2-like
Exons: 4
Coding region: 16-1371 (451 amino acids)
Biological process (GO): carbohydrate metabolic process
Molecular function (GO): hydrolase activity, hydrolyzing O-glycosyl compounds
Source: RefSeq, a predicted model, not a curated record